Molecule: messenger RNA, 2462 nt
Organism: Rhododendron vialii
Lineage: Eukaryota; Viridiplantae; Streptophyta; Magnoliopsida; Ericales; Ericaceae
Product: phosphatidylinositol/phosphatidylcholine transfer protein SFH9
Exons: 15
Coding region: 469-2283 (604 amino acids)
Source: RefSeq, a predicted model, not a curated record
UAAUAUCAGUGUAUAAAAUCUGCUUUUAACGUCUCUUGAGAGUGACAAUGCCCAGGUUACCAGAAAGAUACCCCACCUAAGCCACCUUCUUCCCUUGGGUAUAUAUUUUUAUUCCUUUCUAGAGAGAGAGAGAGAAUUCAGAGAGAGAGAUUGCACCCCAGAUGCAGUGUGACUCGCAAUCCCAAAACUGAAUCAGCUGCACCUCACGGGCAUUCCAUUUCUAGAGAGAGAAACUAACAGAGAGAGAGAGAGAGAGAGAGAGAGAGAGAGCCUCAAUUACGCCCCCGCUUUGCUGGAGUCGUACAACAAACACAAACAGAGAAAGAGAGAUCAGAGAGAGAACAUAUUCGUUGUCUGUAGCUCUGUUCAUCUCCCCUGCAGCGAAUCUGAGUUCUCGUAAGGCCUUGUCAUUUCUUGUUGCAGAGAUAGAUAUCCUAACGGAUUCGACUUGUUCUUGUCCGUAAUCCAAUGCCAGUCUUAGAAAGUUUACUUGUUGAGGAAGAUGAAAGAGGAAAGAGAUCUGAUCUGGAGACAUCUGAGGACGAGAAGAGGAGGGCACGGAUCAGAUCUUUGAAAAAGAAGGCAAUGAGUGCUUCGUCGAAAUUUAUCAGGAAACGCAGCAGUAAACGUGUUGCCCCUUGUCGAUUUUCGGCAAUAUCUGUUGGAGAUGUUAGAGAUGAGAAGGAAGAGGAGGCAGUGAAUGCUUUUCGACAGGUCGUGAUUGAGAGAGAUCUGCUUCCGGAUCACCACGAUGACUACCAUACCAUGCUGAGAUUUUUGAAGGCAAGGAAGUUUGAUCUUGAUAAGGCUGUUCAUAUGUGGGAAGAUAUGCUCAACUGGAGGAAGGAGCAUGGAGUAGACUCUAUUCUACAGGACUUUGUAUAUAAUGAACAUGAAGAGGUUCAGCGUUAUUAUCCUCAUGGCUACCAUGGCGUGGACAAAGGGGGGCGUCCUGUUUAUAUCGAAAGACUCGGUAAAGUUGAACCAAGUAAACUCAUGAGAGUAACCACAGUGGACAGAUUCUUAAAGUAUCAUAUCCAGGGGUUUGAGAAGACUUUUACCGAGAAGUUUCCAGCAUGUUCAAUUGCAGCCAAGAGGCAUAUAGAUUCUACAACAACAAUAAUUGAUGUGCACGGGGUGAAUUGGAUGACUUUUAGCAAGGUUGCACAUGAUCUAGUUAUGCGCAUGCAAAAAAUUGACGGUGACAACUAUCCUGAGACAUUGAAUCAGAUGUACAUUGUUAAUGCUGGUAGUGGAUUUAAGCUGGUAUGGAACACAGCAAGAAGCUUUCUUGAUCCAAGGACAACAGCAAAGAUACAUGUGUUGGGCAAUAAAUUUCAGAAUAGGCUGUUGGAAGUCAUAGACUCAAGCCAAUUGCCAGAUUUUCUUGGCGGAACCUGUGUAUGCCCGGGCGAAGAUGGGUGUCUUAGAUCUGACAAAGGACCUUGGAAGGAUCCAGAACUGAUGAAGUUGGUACAUAUCGGAGAAGCUAUAUAUUGGAGAAAAGCUUCUAGUUUUUCUGACGCUGAUGAUUUAGAAGUCAAGUCUUUUUCUCCUAAGGUUCGAAAUACGGAAAUAGUUUCUAGUGAUUCAGGAAUGGAUGUAGCAUUUUCUACCUAUGGUGUGAUGCAACCAAUGCCACUUCAAGACCGAGAAAGGGUGGAGCUUAUUUCUAUCUCCGGCCAAGGUGAACCAGUUGGCAGUGGCGUUCGAGUUGAAUAUCCUGGUUCAACAACAGAUGAUUUAACCCAUGAGAUGACACAAAGAAGGCAGCUGAAGAAACUCAUAGCAGGUUUAGUGGUCAAGUACACAUUCAGAUUAUUAGCAUGUAUGUAUCUAGUAGUUCCUGGGUUGAGGAAGCUUUUUGCGGGGAGCAACGCGGAAAAGCAGCAGCCUAAACCUGAUCUAGGAUAUUCAAGUUCUGAAGAGCAACACGUUUCCUGUGCUAAUGAAGAGGAUGUGCUCGAUCCUUGUUGGAAGAGGUUGCAACAUUUGGAGGCAUCGGUAACUGCACUGCUUAAUAAGCCUGCUAACAUUCCCCGAGAGAAAGAGGACAUCCUUGUUGAGUCCUUGAAUCGCAUAAAAUCUAUUGAGUAUGACUUGCAGAAGACCAAAAAAGCGCUACUUGCAACUGCAUCAAAACAAGUGGAGCUUGCUGAGUCACUGGAAACUCUAAGGGAGAACAGCAUGAAUGAAGAUGGUGGUUGCAGAUGCUGGCUGGUGGGGUGUGAACUCAGAGAGUCUACAACAGCUAGUUUGGUUGGCUUGUUCUUCUGUACAUAGACUGAUACUUACUUAACCCUCACUUGUUUCUGAUAAUCAAGACACAAUUUACAUGGCAGAGGAUGUGGAUUUUUAACUAUCUGAUGAGAUACGGCUAGCUGUUCCAAAAAAGAAGAAGAGAAACUAUUUGAUAUGAGAGCAAUUAUUGUCAAUAAUGCUCAAUUUCUCAGUUUGAACCA